AUGUCCCUUCUUGAUCUUUUUCUCUACUCCUGUGUUUUUGUGCAAGCAUCUGGCGCCACCGUUACUAUAGACUCCGACCAUAUUGUGGUCAGAAUAAUAGACAACUUGCUUGCUCGUGGCUGUUCGGUAGAGGUAGGCGCCAUGGGAAUGCAAAAAAAUGUGCUCGUUUCCAUGUAUCACAGCCUCUACAGCCAAUCAAACAUUGACUUUCAUGCUAUAUUUCGACGACUCCUUCAAAGUGGCCUUCAAAGUCCACCUGAUCUAUUGGUCAACGGUGAAGUGACCGCGACUCCCUACUACCACCUUCUGGACUCGUAUGCGCGAUGGCGAGUACAAAAUCCUCAUGUAAAAUGGCCACCAAACUCUCUCAUUUCAAAGUUUCUUCUUCUCCUUAAUCUACUCUACUCAGGUGCUGCCUUCCUUCCAGACAUUCCAUGCACCGAUGAGCAAACCAUUGCCGCCAUAAUUGACGAAACCCACACAAGGAUAAUUACCCUCUUUAAGCUCAAUCCACUCUCUCUUUUCGCUCUCACUCGUUUGAAGGUACGACAGCUUUUUCCACGGAAAUAUUUUCGAGAGAUAAUAUCUCAUGGUUUGUGCACUUCUGUGCCCUUCUUUAAGACCAUUCGACAGAAUUUGCAAUCUGUACAUCAGAUGAAACAGCUCAUGGAGUGGUUAAGUAUUGUCCACACCCUACCCGACAACGUACGACACGAUUUGAUGUUUCUUGAACGACGCGCGCUAGACAAUGACUUGGCUUUUAUUCUUUUAAGUGAUAUAAAUAAAGAGGUUUCGUUCUAUGGAGCAUUUUGA
Molecule: messenger RNA, 813 nt
Organism: Hydatigera taeniaeformis
Lineage: Eukaryota; Metazoa; Platyhelminthes; Cestoda; Cyclophyllidea; Taeniidae
Source: the annotation of a GenBank genome assembly